AAGCCACUUGGAGAGAGCCAUGGCGGGUUUGUCUGUGAGGGACCCUGCGGUGGACCGUUCACUGCGCUCUGUGUUCGUGGGGAACAUUCCUUAUGAAGCUACGGAAGAACAGCUAAAAGACAUCUUUUCUGAGGUCGGACCUGUUGUUAGUUUUCGAUUAGUAUAUGACAGAGAAACAGGAAAACCAAAGGGUUAUGGCUUCUGUGAAUACCAAGACCAGGAGACAGCCCUUAGUGCCAUGCGGAACUUGAAUGGGCGAGAAUUCAGUGGUAGAGCACUUCGAGUGGAUAAUGCUGCUAGUGAGAAGAACAAAGAAGAGCUGAAGAGCCUUGGCACUGGUGCACCUGUCAUUGAGUCACCGUAUGGAGAGACCAUCAGUCCUGAGGAUGCUCCCGAGUCCAUCAGCAAAGCAGUUGCGAGUCUUCCACCAGAGCAGAUGUUUGAGCUGAUGAAACAAAUGAAGCUUUGUGUCCAGAAUAGUCCUCAGGAAGCACGCAACAUGCUGCUGCAGAACCCUCAACUGGCGUACGCCUUGCUGCAAGCACAGGUGGUGAUGAGAAUUGUGGAUCCGGAGAUUGCUCUGAAAAUCUUGCAUCGCCAGACAAAUAUCCCAACGCUGAUGGCAGGCAAUCCUCAGGCAGUUCAUGGCGCUGGUCCUGGACCAGGAUCCAGUGUGCCAAUGAAUCAGCAAAAUCCUCAGGCUCCCCAGGGCCAGUCUUUGGGUGGAAUGCAUGUCAAUGGUGCACCUAUGAUGCAAGCUUCUAUGCAGGGUGGAGUUCCAGCACCAGGGCAAAUACCAACUGCUGUAACAGGACCUGGCCCUGGCUCCUUACCUCCUGGAGGGGGAAUUCAGGGCCAAGUUAUGCCGGGAAGUGGACCAGUAUCCUUGGAGUGGGGACAAGGAACCUUACAGCACUCGCCCGUGGGACCCGCCGGGCCUGCAUCAAUUGAGCGAGUUCAAGUGCCGAUGCAAGACCCCAGAGCAGCUAUGCAACGAGGACCUAUGCCCGCCAAUGUUCCAACUCCUCGAGGUCUGUUAGGAGAUGCUCCAAAUGACCCACGUGGAGGCACUUUACUUACUGUAACAGGAGAGGUUGAGCCUAGAGGUUACAUGGGACCACCCCAUCAAGGUCCACCCAUGCACCAUGUCCCUGGCCACGAUACCCGAGGCCCACCCCCACACGAGAUGAGAGGCGGUCCAUUAACAGACCCCAGACCUUUAAUGGCGGAGCCGAGAGGACCUAUGAUGGAUCAGAGGGGUCCUCCCUUAGAUGGCAGAGGUGUAAGGGAUCCCCGAGGGAUGGAUGCUCGAGCGAUGGAAGCACGAGCCAUGGAAGCUAGAGGAUUAGACCCUCGUGCAAUGGAGGCCCGAGCGAUGGAGGCCCGAGCGAUGGAGGCCCGAGCGAUGGAGGCCCGUGCGAUGGAGGCCCGAGUGAUGGAGGCCCGUGUGAUGGAAGUCAGAGGAAUGGAAGCCAGAGGCCUGGACCCAAGGGGCCCAGUCCCUGGGCCUAGAGGCCCUAUGCCUGGUGGAAUCCAGGGUCCUGGGCCAAUGAACAUGGGGGCUGUUGGUCCUCAGGGACCGAGACAGGUCCCAGUCAUGCAGGGAGCAGGCAUGCAGGGAGCUGGCAUGCAAGGAGGAGGCAUGCAGGGAGCCGGCAUGCAAGGAGGAGGCAUGCAAGGAGGAGGCAUGCAAGGAGCCGGCAUGCAGGGAGCCGGCAUGCAGGCAGCCGGCAUGCAAGGAGCCGGCAUGCAGGGAGCAGGCAUGCAAGGGGCAGGCAUGCAGGGCGCUGGCAUGCAAGGAGCAGGCAUGCAGAGUGGCGCCCAGCCUGGUGGUUUCAGUCCUGGGCAGAAUCAAGUCACUCCACAGGAUCAUGAGAAGGCUGCCUUAAUUAUGCAGGUUCUUCAGUUAACUGCAGACCAGAUUGCCAUGCUGCCUCCUGAGCAAAGGCAGAGUAUCUUGAUCUUAAAAGAACAGAUACAGAAGUCCACUGGUGCACCUUGAGAGGUUGGUUUUCAAAUACCUGGCCACAAAUGUGGAAAAUAAUUCCAUAACUUUGCUGAAAUGUUGAAAAGAUGGCUUCUGCAUCCUAACCCUUGAAUGCCUCAAAUUGGUGCCAGGUGGAAGAUUCUCAUCACCUUCUCUCAGAACAAAAUCACUUCAUUUCUGUUGUCUUACUUUGUAUAUUUUCUGUGACUUGAAAUAAACUUUGAACACAAUUUUAGUACACUGCAAAUUGAUGCACAUGACCUUUUUGCUGUUAAAAAGCUGUGAAGACCAAGGGAGAAACUUUUGUUUUCUACCCUUACCACAGUAUGGUACUCUUAAUGUUAUAUUGACAUAGCUCUGCUCUUACUUUUACAUUAAUCAUUUAUUUUUCUUGAUGAAAGAAUUUGAGAGUUUCUCAGAAGCCGUGUUUUCUAGCUUUUGUUUAGUUGUUUUCAGCAGGAAUAAGGCUCUGCCCUUUGAGGACUUGCUAGAACUUCCUUAGGAGUCUACUGGGAAAAAAAUAGUGAGUGCUCUGGAGAUGUGAAAUGGUCAAAAGGCCAACAAAGUAAAGAGCCUAGCCGAGCAGUGUGUUUAGUUUAGAAAAAUCCAAAUAUCAAAGUACAUUUUUAUGUCAGUAGUAGAUCUAGUCACACACAUAGUUAAUUCAGGUCAGGGUUAAGGCAAAGACGUGUUAGCACUGGUUUCAGUGUGUGCCAACACAUAAGAGACUAUUGACAUCACUCGUCUGUUCUUUAAAAUAACAAAAAGUUUUACAUGUUCAAGAGGAAAUAAAAAUUGAAUUAAAUAAAUGAACAAAGUACAUUUCACCCUAUCUUCCAGGUAAUUAUUUACAAUUUACCCUACAACCAUAUAUAUUAUGGGAAAACAUUAGCAAACCUUAAAAUGUCUAGAUUCUUCUCAUUUAUUUUAAGAGGACCAAAUGUAAAACACAAACAACCAGAUUAUGCAUUAAGUCUGCCCCUGCCUACUUCCUUGUAGACAGGUAUGUGCAUAAAUAGUGCCACUGGCUCUACCCUAUGGGUCUUCAGCCUAGUAUUCUCUCUCUUAUAGUGGCAUUAAAGGGAAACGUGGGUUCUCUCCAUCAGACCAACCUCAAAAGGUUGAGAUUUGCCUUAAUAGUCAAGUUCUACAGGAACUACUCUUGAGCCUAUAUAUUCUCGGAAUCCUAUCCCUGGGUUAGGAUUGUGGUCAGGUGAAUUAAAAGCCUGACAUAGGCUUAGAGAAUGUAAUAGCAUAUUGCUUAUAUGCAAAGCAAAAGAAUACAAAGAUAACUUCAUGAGAGACAUUGAAAUUGAGGGAUUUUCUACUCUGAUGUAAACAUUUACAACAAAAUUUUGCUGGAUAAAGUACUUCAUUUUACACUCUUAAGAAGAAAAACUUGAUUAAAACAGCUGAGGAACUGUACCCUGAUCAUCUCCAAGUCAGGAUGCUGAUUAUGAGUAGGACUUAUACCAUCAAUCUUCAGACUUUGCUAUGUUGAUUUAGAUAUAGUCACACAGAAAGCAUAUUUAGACAUUGAAAAUGAAGCUUUCCCCUUUCAGAACUCCUGUUCUAAGGGAACACUAAUACUCCAAAUCGAGGUCAUUGACGAUCUAAUGACAAUUUGACUAGCAGUUGUCUUGAAAGGAACCAUAGCUUCAAGGUUCUACUGUGUUAUCCUAAUGCCUUCUUAAGCUAAAUAUAAAUAGCUAAAGGCUGGAUGAACAAAUCAAGAGCACUGACAUGCAAAUAUUUUCCUACAAAAACCCAUCAGUCCUUUUUGACUGAUGUCCAAUGAAUAAACUAACGUUCAUUAGCUACCACGAGUUCAUGACCUCCUUUUAUUGUAGUCAGAUGAGUAGUAAAAAUAAAAAUCCUAAUCUUUUAAGCCCUAUAAGUUUCUGAAUAGUUAGAAACAACUACUUGGGCACUUAAGGGUAAAGAAAUAGGUGCUAUGAUGCUAAUACAGUAGAAAUAGUCUUAAAAAUCACUUACAUUUUCUUUGAGGACAAUGAAAAUAUUAUUUUCUCCCCACUUUUAGGGCCCCAGUUUUCUUUCCUCUUAGUGAUUCACUGUGACUACUAAACAUCCCAGGGCAGGUAGAUGGUUGAAAUAAAAAGAAUUUUGAUGGGAGAAAGAAAAGGAAUUUUCCGUACGUCGUUGGGUUAGUAAAUCCUAAAUUAAUAGGUAACUCGGCUCCAAAAUGUGGUAAAAUGUGAAAUCCUUUAUCUCUUUUAAAAAGCCAGACACUAAUAAACGCCCUUAAUAAAAAUUAGUAAAGAGCCCCUGUUGACUAUAAAGAUGGAGUUCCAAGGUUUUGCAGUCAUUUCCAGCAGAACAAUAUACACAUAAUUAAUCUAAGUUCAAGAUUUUCUUCCCCAAAUGGAGAUCCCAGGAAAAGUAACAAAAAUUCACCGAGUAGGUAAGAAAAUCCUUCAUUUUUUGAUGAGCAAAAAUUGUAAAGCAUAAAUUGCUGUUCACACUGGGUAAGACCAUGUUUUAAAUGACAGUAAGAAUGUACAUCGUUGGUGUUAUAUGGGGAUGGGGUUUCUUGUAAUUCUGUGUUCAUUAUUAUUUAUGUUUAUUAUGGUUUGUCAUUAAUCAAUAAAUUUUUAUUUUAAAAAUCA
Messenger RNA from Echinops telfairi (small Madagascar hedgehog), 4614 nucleotides. It is a transcript of the gene CSTF2, whose product is annotated as cleavage stimulation factor subunit 2. Gene Ontology annotation, cellular component: mRNA cleavage and polyadenylation specificity factor complex. NCBI's taxonomy places the organism in Eukaryota, Metazoa, Chordata, Mammalia, Afrosoricida, Tenrecidae. Gene Ontology annotation, biological process: mRNA 3'-end processing. The transcript has 15 exons. Gene Ontology annotation, molecular function: mRNA binding. The record is from RefSeq and is a predicted model, not a curated record. Bases 20 to 2002 code for a protein of 660 amino acids.